AUGAAAAAGUUUGAAGAGGCGAAGAAAAACUCGGGGGGUGGAGGAAGCGGCAAGAAGACGACUUCGGGGGACGACAUUUACAUCAGCUCGCCUUCCUCCACCUCCAACGUCCUCCACGUCUCCCACUCUGACGGCACGUCCGUGUCUACAAUCGUGCGGCGGCUGGAGGAGCACCUGCACGAGACCGUGCCGCCACCGCUGCAGCACCGGAGCAGCACCAAUGGCGGUGGGCUGGCGCUCAAGGACUCGGCCUCACCGGUCGCGGUGCAGACGGACAUCCCGGUGCCGCCGCCUUCGCCCUCGACCAGCGGCAAGAAGGCCAACAAGCUCAUGGCCAAGCUGAGCAAGAAGUCUGCCGCGCCCGUCGAGUUCUUGAUGGCGCUGAAGAUCAUUCCGAUGCUCACAGCCGGGAAGAAUGUGGAGGACGUGAGCCGCGAGAUCAACGUCCUGCGCCGGUGUCGCCAUCCCAACAUCGUCUCCUACUACGGCUCCGCCACCACCGCCUCCGAACUCUGGAUUAUGAUGGAGUACUGCGUGCAUGGGUCGUUGGGGAGCAUCAUCGACACGUUCAAGGCGGUGGAGAAGCAGCUCACCGAGAAGCAGCUGGCGCACAUCCUGUACCAGGCCAUCACGGGCCUCGCCUACCUCCACAACGACCAAAUCAAAGUGAUUCACCGAGAUUUGAAGUGCGGCAACAUAUUGAUGGGCGAGGACGGGGUGGUCAAACUCGCCGACUUUGGCAUCUCCUUCCAGCAGACGGGGUCGCGGAGCAAGGCGGCAACGAUGAUCGGUACGCCGCUGUUCAUGUCGCCCGAGAUGCUGUCGGGCGAUCCCUACAACGCCAAGUCCGACAUCUGGUCGCUCGGCAUCACCGCCAUCGAAAUGGCCGACGGCGUCCCGCCCUACUUCAAGGACCACCAAAUGCGGGCGCUGUUCCGGAUCAUGCACGAGGACCCACCCACGCUGGCCGAGCCCCAGAAGUGGUCGCCCCAGUUCGUCUCCUUCAUCGACGCCUGCCUCAAGAAGGAGCCCACCGAGCGCCUCUCCGCCCUCGCCCUCCUCGAACACGAGUUUCUGCGCCAGGUCAAGCCCGAGGACACGAAGGCGGUCAUGAAGCAGCUGCUGGCCCAGUACGAGGAGGCCCGGCGCGAGGUGCGCCGCCGCAGGGCCGAAAAGAACGGCGGCGUCGGCGACCUCUGCCUCAACUUUGCCUGCGGCGGCGGCGGUGGGCUCACCACCCUCUCGACCCUCUCGACCGCCACAGAGACGCCGCCCGGCAGCGGCGCGGCGGCGUCGCGGGCCGGCGGCCGCAGCGGCCUCACCACGCUGGACUCGCCCGAGGAGGUGGUCAAGCUCCGCUCGUCGAACUCGGCGCCCACGCUCGGCCUCCACGUACGCAGCGACUCAGUGUCGGCGGAGCCGAGCCUGGGCCAGGCCCAGGGCGGCGGCCUGUCGACGACGUCCGAGGAAGACGAUGAUGACGUCGAGCGCGUCGAGCGACGACGAAAAGACGAAAGCGAAGAAAGAAACGAAAGCGAAGACCGGGCGGCCAGCAAGAAGGCCAGGCGGAAGAGCGGUAAGUCGGAGAAGAACAAGAACAGCAACAACAACAAAAAGAAGAGCCACAAGAAGCGCAACCACUCGCUCGACGCCCAGCCCAUCAUGACGGCCACCACAAGCACCGCGACCACCACCGCGACUGCAGCGACGGCAGGCGGCAACAAGGCCGACCGACGGAACACGCUGGUCCAGAUGCACGGCGGGCAGAGCUCGAUGGCCUUCUUCACGGGCCUGCGACAGGGCGCCCAGCAGCUGCUCUCCGGCGCCCCGCAGGCGCCGCCGCCGCCGUCGUCCGACGACAUCGCCGCCACCGAGCCGCGCACGAUUGAGGAGCACCUGCGCGGCGAAGGCGCCUUGGCGGCGGCCGGGACUGCGGCGGCGGCCGGGGCUGCGGCCGCUGGCGCCGAGGCUGGUGGCCAGGCGGGGCCGGCGGUGGCUGGGCCGCCGAAGACGAUGGCGGAGCUGGCGCGGGUGGUGGGCGCGGAGGGCCUGGACGAGUACCUGGCGAUGCCCCUCGUGCAGCUGAUCUACGAGCUCCACCAGCUGAAGCUGCUGCACACCGCGGCCCUGGACAACGACCAGCCGCGCGGGUCCAACGAGAGCGGAAGCGGAAAGACGAGAAAGUGA
Messenger RNA from Acanthamoeba castellanii str. Neff, 2187 nucleotides. RefSeq names its product protein kinase domain containing protein. The record is from RefSeq and is a predicted model, not a curated record. Bases 1 to 2187 code for a protein of 728 amino acids. NCBI's taxonomy places the organism in Eukaryota, Discosea, Longamoebia, Acanthamoebidae. Gene Ontology annotation, biological process: intracellular signal transduction; regulation of MAPK cascade; protein phosphorylation. The transcript has 9 exons. Gene Ontology annotation, molecular function: ATP binding; protein kinase activity.